Messenger RNA from Acanthoscelides obtectus, 862 nucleotides. The record is from the annotation of a GenBank genome assembly. Lineage: Eukaryota; Metazoa; Arthropoda; Insecta; Coleoptera; Chrysomelidae.
AACUUCAAGAAGCGCUGGAGAAUUACAGACAUGCGGUUCGUCUGAAGCCAGAUUUCAUUGAUGGAUACAUCAACUUGGCAGCAGCACUUGUGGCUGCUGGUGAUAUGGAGCAAGCUGUACAGGCCUACAUCACAGCUUUACAAUAUAACCCAGAUCUCUACUGCGUUCGUAGCGAUUUGGGUAACCUUUUAAAAGCAUUAGGUCGAUUAGAUGAAGCCAAGGUCGGUGUAAAAUGAAACAAACGCACACAGAGUGAGUGAUUUGGUAGCAUCUAUAACGCAUUGUUCUGUGUGUCUAUCUGUCUCUCUUCAACCUGGUGUCUUCUUCUGCAACGUCACGUGAUUGCGAACCGAUCAGAGAUGAGGCUCCAGUCAGGUAAUGUACGCAAGCAGCGCCAGAUGGACUCUGAUAUACCUCUCUCUUCCUCACAUAUUCCAACCGGACGGUCGACUCUGUUGUUUUUAGGUAUACCGAGAUCGGAACGAGCGUAAGCCGGCGCGGGGCCUCUGCCGCGUAGCUUUUUAGGUCAACUACUCUGGAAGAUUAUCAUUGUACAAUCUCAGUUUUAUGCUAAUUGGAUGAUAUGCCAUAUUAUUACAUAUUCUAGCUGCGACCCGCGACUCCGAAUGUGUUAAAUUGUUACUAAUAUAUAACAUUGUUUUUGAGUGUUGCUAUAAUUGCAUUGCCUUAGUAAAUUGAUAGUCAGCUUAUUGUAUGCUUAGGAAAUUUGGUUGGUUACCAAUUUUUUGAAAUUAGCAUUUUAAAUCAAACUAAAUUUCUUAUUGUAAAAACUACCUCUCCGCCAAAUCUUCUGUUACACAAUCCAUUUAAGUCUACUGUAAGCAGAAAGUCAUCUUUGCCA